Lycium ferocissimum is the source of this 781-nucleotide messenger RNA. RefSeq lists its product as uncharacterized. The coding region runs from base 85 to 744 and encodes 219 amino acids. Lineage: Eukaryota; Viridiplantae; Streptophyta; Magnoliopsida; Solanales; Solanaceae. The record is from RefSeq and is a predicted model, not a curated record. The transcript is spliced from 2 exons.
AGUUAACUGCUCAAACGUAAGAAAAAAGGGGGAAAAGAAAAGACUUUAAAAGUGCCCUAACGGAUAGUAAACCAAAGUUUGAGAAUGGAAGCAGGGCAGCAGCCGCAGCAGCAAUACCAUGCAUGGAAACUCAAUGUCAAGGCCAAAGCCAAGAACUUGGAUUUCAAAUUUGUAGCCUCCAACUUCUUACCCAAUUCCAAGUAUUAUUUCCCAUUCUCUCUCAAGUUCAAAUACUGCAGAUUCUUGAUCCGUCUUAAAUCUGAAACACUCACUUCUCCAAAUCCCAAGAAACCAAAAUCUUUUAAAUCAAAACUCCAUCGAUUUCUCGAAGGACUCCGUAUUCGUCGACGACGACAUCCCAAGAACAACAGAGUCGUCACUAGUUCCAUACCAAAGAACAAGGCAACGAUUUCUCAGAGUUCAGUGGUGUUAGGAAACCUAGCCCUUUUCAUCCAAUCAAUCUAUAAAGGGGACAAAGAUGGAAUCCUUAUACUUGGUUCUAUUUUCUUUAUUUGCUUUGCUUCCUUAUUUAAAAAUUUCAUGGCAAGAAAAGCUUGGAAAUUGUUGGUUUUUAUGAUUGGUGCCAUAGUUAUUUGCUCAAAUGUGAUGCAUCUCAGAUUCAGAAGCCACUUUGAUCAUCACUAUCUUUCCAGCUUCUUUUGGAGGGCUUUCACAAAUGCUGCCUCCUCUGCCUGUUUAUAUAUACUGUCUCAGGUGCUUAAUCUUAUAUCUAGAGUAAAUUGACUUUUGCAUUUGCACGUUGUGUAUAUGCAAUUUCCCC